GCCCACGCUUGGCUUUGGUCACCUAGCUCACAAGCAGCAUGGCUAUGCAUCUGUGGUUGGUCACCCUGACCUUGGUUCCCCUCCUUGCCAUGGACAGGGACCUGCCGGUGUCAGCCGGGGGGACUGUUUUCUCCAGAAUGCCCAUCUGUGAGCACAUGGCUGAGUUUCCAAACUGUCCCCGGACACCUAACCUGAUCUGUGGCACGGAUGGCCUCACAUAUGAAAACGAAUGUCACCUCUGUGUGACCCGGAUGAAAACCAGAAAGGACAUUCAGAUCAUGAAGGAUGGCGAAUGCUGAACUCAGAGGUGCACUCGAGCCUUGAAACUCCAAGCUGGAGAAAGAACAGUGGUGCCUCAGAGGCUAUGAUAUGAAAUAAAAGAUGCAGCCCAAGCU
This is a messenger RNA of Mastomys coucha (southern multimammate mouse), 395 nucleotides long. It is a transcript of the gene Spink4, whose product is annotated as serine peptidase inhibitor Kazal type 4. The coding region runs from base 39 to 299 and encodes 86 amino acids. Lineage: Eukaryota; Metazoa; Chordata; Mammalia; Rodentia; Muridae. The transcript has 4 exons. The record is from RefSeq and is a predicted model, not a curated record. Gene Ontology annotation, molecular function: protein binding; serine-type endopeptidase inhibitor activity.